AUGGUGACGACGCCGAAUCAGGGCCCUGCCACGCGGCUCUUUACGCCCCCGGCGUCGUGCGUGAGCACCACCACGUACACGACAGAGAUCUCCGGCUCGCCCACCGGCUUCACGCUCGGCACCGACCUCGACUGCUUCCCGCCGCCCACGUCCGCGCUGGUCUCGCCCGCCACUAGCUUCGUCAAGCUGUACUCGCCGGGAAUCUGCCCGGUCGGCUACAACUAUGCCGGCCCAUUCACCUGGUCCAUCAGCGGCCAAAACUACGACGACAGCGUCACCAGAUAUAUUUGCUGCCCUGGGUUUGUGCACCCCCAUGUUUCACAACAUUCUCCUUCGCCGCCGUCGCUUUCAGUUUUACCUUCGCCGGCUGCUGACGCUGGGCUGUCGCUACGGGUGAUUCGAAGCUCCUACUCCACCUAUUCUUUAACGUUCUAUGACUACCAGAUCUGCGUGGUCUCGACCGACUUUGUGCCGCACGCCACGGCCGUCGACAGCACGCUGCCGCCGCACACCGCCGUGGCCACCUUCGCGUUUGGAGAUGCGGACACCAGCGUGACCGCCAGCCCUAUCAUCGUCGCUUGGCGGGACAGGGACCAGGAGGUGCUGGAUGCACUAGCUGAGGACGGCGUCUCGGUCAGGUGGCCGCCCGCGGAGGCCGCGAGGUAUGUGCUUAUCAACCAUAGACAGGAUUGGGAGAGCGAGCGCAGACCUGACGGGCGGUACCCAUCCAGGAAAACCAAAAUUAUCCUCCUCAGCGUGCUCAUUCCCGUUGGAGUCAUCCUGCUCGCCGGGGUCGCCUGGCUCUACCGGCUGCGCAAGAAGGGCCGCCUGCGCGGGGGGCCGUCGUGGUUGCGCGGCGUCGGUCCGCGUGGGCACGGGAGGCAGCACGCAGACGCGCUGGAUGACGCGGUGCUGAAGCCGGAGCUCCAUGCCGAGUCCCGCCGUCUCUCCUGCGCAGCCGAGCCGGGACCGCACGAGGCGCCUGGCGAACCGGCCGCCGCGCGGGAGGCGGACUCGCGGCAGGUGCUCCGCGUUGCAGAAGCCGACGGCAGCCCGGCACGCGCAUGGAGCGAGACGGCGGCAGAACUCCCGGGUGCAAACGCGCCCGGGACCACCGCGGGUCGGUAUUAA
This is a messenger RNA of Thermothielavioides terrestris NRRL 8126, 1131 nucleotides long. RefSeq lists its product as uncharacterized. Bases 1 to 1131 code for a protein of 376 amino acids. The transcript has 2 exons. The record is from RefSeq and is a predicted model, not a curated record. Lineage: Eukaryota; Fungi; Ascomycota; Sordariomycetes; Sordariales; Chaetomiaceae.